Acanthaster planci (crown-of-thorns starfish) is the source of this 447-nucleotide messenger RNA. Its product is annotated as nanos homolog 3-like. The record is from RefSeq and is a predicted model, not a curated record. Lineage: Eukaryota; Metazoa; Echinodermata; Asteroidea; Valvatida; Acanthasteridae.
AUGUCUCAAGAGAGUCAGCAGACCUCCGCUGCUACGCCAAGAGUAUUUGACCGCUUCUUUGACUAUCUUGGGCUCGCUCGUCUCAUUACCAAGACCUGUCAAGCACCUUCAAGGACCGGUAUUUUGGAGCCGCCAGAAGGUUCUCAAACAUACUGGCCCAACAAGGACACCAGCAAUAUCGACAGUGGGCCGACCACCGGUUUCCGACCCUUCACCAUCGACGAGCUGUCCCGUGAGAGCGGUCCAUCUCGACGAGCUCGCUGGGUAGUUCCCAAGCCAACCUGGUGCGUCUUCUGCAAGAACAACGGCGAGAGUGAAGCAGUUUACACCUCACACGUUCUCAAGAACAGCCUUGACAAGGUGGUCUGUCCUAGGCUAGGGGCUUCAUCAGCAGCAGACUUAUUCCGUCCACGGCAAACAGAGUGUCCGUGUGAAUGCUACAAGUAA